AAGCACUUAUAAUUUUAAGUGAUCCUGAAUCAAUACCAAGAAAAAUUCUUGAUAAUUUAUUAUUUUAUGGAAUUUCUAAUCAAUUUUCUGAACAUGAAAAUUUGUUAAUUAAUCAGCUUAAAAAAUGUUUAACUUCUGAUAAAACAAUUUCAGAAAAUAAUCCAAAUUUCUUUUUAGUAACACCUCGUCCUGGUACUAUAUCACCAUGGUCUUCAAAAGCCACAAAUAUCGCUCACAUGUGUAAUUUACAAAAUUACGUUGAACGUAUUGAACGUGGUGUAGCUUAUUUGUUUGGUACAAAAGAUUUUACAAAUAUACCUUAUAUUACUUCUGAAAAAUUAUGUUUGUUCGAUCAUCAUUUAUAUGAUCGAAUGACUCAAAUUUUAAUCAAAUCUAUUCCUGCUUCUGAUUCUAUAUUCAAACAUGGAUUUCCGGCACCUUUAAGAACCAUAAAUCUCAUAGAUGAUAAUGAUAAAAACAUUUUAAUAGAUCAUAGUUUAGCAAGAGAUAAAUUAGUUAAAGGAAAUCAAAAUCUUGGACUUGCACUUGCUGAUGAUGAAAUAGAUUAUUUAGUUGACGCUUUUAUUGGUAAUAAUUCUUUAGGUAGAAAUCCAACAGAUGUGGAACUUUUUAUGUUUGCUCAAGUUAAUUCUGAACAUUAUAAUGAAAAGAAACAAUAUUCUUUAUUUGAUAUGAUUCGUAAUACUCAUAAAAUACAUCCAAAACGUACGAUUUCUGCAUAUUCAGAUAACGCUGCUGUAUUACAAGGAUUUAAGGCUACAAGAUUUGCACCGGAUUGUAAUAAAGAUCAUGAAUAUAUUUUGUUUGAUGAAGAUGUUCAUAUGGUAGCAAAAGUUGAAACACAUAAUCAUCCAACAGCUGUUUCACCAUUUCCUGGUGCAUCUACUGGUUCAGGAGGGGAAAUUAGAGAUGAAGGUGCUGUUGGGCAAGGAUCAAAGCCCAAAGCCGGAUUAACGGGAUUUAGUGUAUCAAAUCUUUUGAUUCCUGAAUUUAUUCAACCUUGGGAAAUUGAUUUCGGAAAACCUGAUCAUGUUGCUUCUGCUUUAGAUAUCAUUAUUGAAGCUCCUCUUGGUGGUGCUGCUUUUAAUAAUGAAUUUGGUCGUCCAAAUAUUACUGGAUAUUUUCGUACAUUUGCUCAAAAAGUACCUAAAAUUAAUAAUGAUGAUGAAAUUCGUGGAUAUCAUAAACCUAUAAUGAUUGCUGGAGGUGUUGGAACAAUUCGUCCAAAUCAUACUUUCAAAAAAAAAAUUACACCAGGUGCCCAUCUAUUUAUACUAGGUGGACCUGCAAUGUUAAUUGGUCUCGGUGGUGGUGCUGCAUCAUCUAUGGCUAGCGGUGUUAAUACGGCUAAUUUAGACUUUGCAUCCGUGCAACGUGAUAAUCCUGAAAUGCAACGUCGUUGUCAACAG
This is a messenger RNA of Racocetra persica, 1430 nucleotides long. The record is from the annotation of a GenBank genome assembly. NCBI's taxonomy places the organism in Eukaryota, Fungi, Glomeromycota, Glomeromycetes, Diversisporales, Gigasporaceae.